This is a messenger RNA of Cydia fagiglandana, 2658 nucleotides long. RefSeq lists its product as uncharacterized. Gene Ontology annotation, biological process: regulation of transcription by RNA polymerase II. Bases 23 to 2611 code for a protein of 862 amino acids. The transcript is spliced from 6 exons. Gene Ontology annotation, cellular component: chromatin; transcription regulator complex; PcG protein complex. Lineage: Eukaryota; Metazoa; Arthropoda; Insecta; Lepidoptera; Tortricidae. The record is from RefSeq and is a predicted model, not a curated record. Gene Ontology annotation, molecular function: RNA polymerase II cis-regulatory region sequence-specific DNA binding; DNA-binding transcription factor activity, RNA polymerase II-specific.
CAACACUACUUUCGAAACAAACAUGGCCGCAUGGCCCGGUGACAGUAUCGCAUCCGAUAACCGCGCUCAAAACAAUAAAUUAACAAAUUUCCUAAACGCUGAAUUUAAUUUAAAUGUCGAUAAUGGUAGCUACGCGUGUGAAGUGCCAGAGUUUAAAUAUGAUAAAGUGAUUCAGAGCGAAGUGACAUCGAAAAGCGCAAUAGUUUCCAAGGACGGGAAUUCGGAGAAAUAUGAUAGAUUGUUACCCCAAAAUGAGACUGAGAAAAAAAACGAAAUGGACCCGGAUAAGAAGAGGAAAUCAGAUGACGCCCGAUACAAGUGCGAAUACGACGGCUGCGAGCGGACUUACAGCACGGUCGGAAAUCUGCGCACGCACAUGAAAACACACAAAGGUGAAUACAGAUUCAAAUGCUCCAUGCCGUCGUGCAACAAGGCGUUCCUCACUUCGUACAGUUUGAAGAUACACGUCCGGGCGCACACGAAAGCGAAGCCUUUUGCGUGCACUAUCAGCGGCUGCAGGAAGGCAUUUAAUACUCUAUACAGGUUGCGAGCUCACCAGCGACUGCACAGCGGCGACACAUUCAACUGCCAGGCGGAAGGAUGCACGAAAUUCUUCACAACACACAGCGAUUUGAAGAAACACAUACGGACGCAUACGCAGGAGCGGCCUUACAAAUGUGUGCGGGAGGGUUGCGGCAAGUCGUUCACGGCCUCGCACCACCUCAAGGCGCACGCGCGCACGCACUCCCGACCAGCGCCCGCGCUUGUCCCGCCGCCUCCAACUCGGGUAUGUGCUAUAGCUUUAUUAUCUUAUCUAUGGAACUUUAAAAACUUUAAUUUAUUGUCUCUUUUUUUUCGAGAUCUUACCCGUCUGAUUUACCCGCAGAUCGAAACGGAGCCGUUUCUAGAAAUCCCCGCCAAACCGCAACCGACGGACGGCAUGAACUGGGAGGGCCUCCUCGAGUCCUUCGGCAGAAUCACCACCGAGUCCAACUCCACAGAUGGCAGCCUCGAAGAUAUCAACACGGUCGACCCCCUCCCGACCGCCAGUGUCGACAUAACCGACUUAUUGUUUGACAACGCCAACCCUAACAAUUUAGACUACGACCUUAACUUACAAUUUGACAAAAAGAAGGAAAACUCCUGGAUCCAUCUCCAACCUACGCUGAUCGAUGGCAAAAGAAAAGCUAUGCAACUCGCUUUGGCGAAUGAAAUCGAAGUACAAGCCCCGUGGGUCGACGUGAGCGCUUUAGCCGCAUCCAUAUCGGAAACCCCGGUCAGCAUUAAAGAAAAAACUCCUGAAAGCAUUUUCACUAUGGCGACUUUUGUACCGACUCAUAUGCAAAGUUAUAUCGAUUUAAAUCCCGAAACUGCUAAUGUAAUAACGCAAAGCGCCUUCGAUUUGGCUUCACCAAACAUUUUAGAUGUAGCUGACAAAGUUUUUAAUGAUAGCGAGCUGGUUUCCAAUAUGUCCACUAAAAUUGAAGACAUUGAAAAUUUCCUAAAAGAUGACAGAUCUUUAAAUACUCCACCACCUUGUAGAGUUCAUCAGAAUAUCGAAAUAAAUCCGGCCAAUUCAGUACUCUUCAAUUCUGAUUUAGAUCUAGAAGACACAUUGCUAUUUGACAACGAACCUUUAUCAGACAUGUAUGUGGUAAGAACUGAGAAUAUAUUCGGGAAAGAAAUUGCUAAGAGAAAUGCAUUGGCACAAUUAGCAGCAGACGCUGGUAUUUGCAAUUGCAUGACAUGCGAAUGUGAUCCUACAUUGGGAGAAUGUAGGGGCGACUGUCAAAGCAAAGAACCAGAACCGAUACAGCCAGAGAAACGUAAAUGCCCAGAUACUUGUGACUGUGAUGAAGAUUGCCAAUGUGACCAUGAAGCUAUGAAAUGUGUUGUCGGUUGUGGUAAAGCUACUGACACAAACCAUAAUACCUUCUUAGACUACCAUCGGAGACAUAAACUGACAAGCUUGGAAGAACUAGGAGUAUACACUGUUCAUGAAGAUGAUCUACCAACAGCAACAUUUGUUGAGCAAUUAUCUUGUUCUUGUGACAAAUCUACAUCCUCUAAUGUUAAUAAGAAAUCAGAAGACUUUUCAGAAAAUAACAAUUGGGAAACUGGUUGUCACGGCGUUCAAACUUCUGAAGGCAAGAAAGAGUCUGUGUGCCAAGGCAAGAAAGAAUCCACUUGUCAGGGUAAGAAGGAAACUGCUUGCCAGAGCAAGAGUGAAGCUCCUCAGGGCAAGAAAAACUCUCCUCGUGAGAGUAAAAGUGGGUCCACUUGCGGAGGCAAGAAAGAAUCUACUUGCCAAGGUAAGAAUGAAUCUAAUUGGCAAGGCAAGAAAGAAUCUGCUUGCCAAGAUAAGAAAGAAUCUACUUGCCAACGUAAGAAAGAGCCUUGUCAAAGUAAGAAAGAGUCUACUUGCAAAAGUAAAGAUUCUUGUUGCAAUAACAACACAUAUUCAGGUAAUGGAGGUUGUUCAGAUGCUUCCAAAGAUAAGUGUUGUGUUACAGUAUGCAUUAAGAAGUUAGAAGCAUUCAAGCAAUUUUUGUCAGACCAUGAAUUACUGGGUGCUUUGAAAGCGCACAAUUUGGAUUUGACUUCGAUGUGAUGCAUUUAAUUUUACAUUGUUAUCAUCGGACCAAAAAAAGUCUGCAG